AUGAUAACGGAGAACGUAGACACGCGAAGCGCCAACACGGAUCUGUUGGACAGCGAGACCAGCCCCAUAGCGUCCCGGUCGGGAAGGAUAUUCCGAAGCUUCGGCGCCCUGUUCGGGCAUGGACAGCGCAAUGGGAACGGCGAUGAUGCGGACCGAUAUGUUGAGUUCGGAGUGAGCGAUCCGGAAAGGAACGGGCGCACGCUGGGCACGUUCGCGGGGGUUUUCUGCCCCGUGGCCUUGUCUAUGUUCAGCGCUUUGGUUUUCAUUCGAGUUGGCUACAUUGUGGGGAAUGCAGGGCUGUACGUAACCCUGGCCCAGUUUGUGAUUGCGUACCUGAUCCUGCUGUUCACCGUCGCCUCGGUUUGUGCGAUCUCAACGAAUGGAGCCGUGGAAGGCGGCGGAGUGUAUUAUAUGAUAAGCCGCACGCUGGGCCCCGAAUUCGGAGGCUCGAUUGGAACUUUAUUCUUCCUGGCCAACGUCGUUGGAUGCGCCAUGGCGAUCUCAGGUUGCACUGAAGGAAUCAUGGAAAACUUCGGACCCGGCGGGUACCUGGCGCACAGCGAGGAAGGGCUGCUGGCAGACAGUGCCAACUGGCGCUUCCUCUACUGCAGCUUGAUCAACACUCUGAUGCUGAUAGUGUGCCUGAUCGGUGCCUCGAUGUUCGCCAAAACAUCAGUCAUGAUCCUGGGAAUAGUCACCAUUUGCCUGUUCUCGACGUAUAUAAGCUUCUUGUCAAAAGGUGCUAUGCAGGUGCCCAUCCCCGAUGAGAAUCAUCUGGUGCAAAACGAAACAAUGAAAGUCAACGGAACCUACACAGGACUCUCGUCCAACACGCUCCUCGAGAAUCUCUACGAAAACUACGGUCGCGAUUACACCUCUAAAGGCGCGGAAGUGAAUUUCGCAACCGUGUUCGGUGUCCUGUUCGCUGGUGUGACGGGAAUCAUGGCUGGCGCUAACAUGUCGGGUGAAUUGAAGAAUCCAUCGAGAAGCAUCCCGUCCGGCACUCUCUCCGCGGUGGCGUUUACCUUCUGCUGCUACAUUAUUCUGUCAGUUCUCAUGGCUGCAACUACGAGCAGCUUCCUCCUCAAGAAUGACUACUUGUUCCUGAUGCCGGUUAACAUCUGGCCGCCAUUUACAGCCAUUGGCAUCCUCACUGCAACUUUCUCCACCGGACUCAGCAAUUUGAUAGGUUCGAGCCGAAUCCUUGAAGCUUUGGCCAAAGAUUUGGUAUUUGGAAAGUUACUUCGCUUUGUCAUCCGCGGAACAUGGAAAGGCAACCCGAUUGCCGCCGUCGUGACCAGUUGGGUGCUCGUGGAAAUCAUCCUCCUAAUGGGAUCCUUGAAUUCCAUCGCCCAAAUUAACUCCGUUCUGUUCAUGCUGUCGUACUUAGCCACCAACCUUGCUUGCCUCGGAAUCGAGAUGACAGGCGCCCCCAAUUUUCGCCCCACAUUCAAGUUCUUCACAUGGCACACGUGCUUCAUCGGUUUGCUCGGAACUCUUGUGAUGAUGUUCGUCAUCAACCCGAUUUACGCGUCCUCAAGUAUCAUUCUCUGCUUGAUUUUAGUCAUAGCCUUGCAUAUCUUCUCGCCAGCAUCGCAGGGAACGCAAUGGGGCUCAAUUUCGCAAGCUUUGAUGUUCCAUCAGGUGCGGAAGUAUCUGCUAAUGUUGGACUCGCGCAAGGAUCACGUUAAAUUCUGGCGUCCUCAAAUGCUUUUGCUGGUUUCGAGCCCCCGGUCGUGUUGUCCCUUGAUCGAUUUCGUGAACGACAUGAAGAAGAGCGGGCUCUACGUCAUCGGACACGUCCAAAUCGGAGACUUCACAAACGUUGAUCGCAACAACGAAAUGAUUGUCGAGGACACAAAUCAUUGGCUGUCGCUGAUAGACCAUUUAAGGGUAAAAGCCUUCGCCGAAGUAACUCUAGCGAAUUCAAUCCGCGAAGGUGUCCAGCACCUAAUGCGCCUGUCCGGCAUUGGAGCCAUGAAGCCAAACACAAUCAUCCUAGGCUUCUAUGAUGCCGAGGUUAUCCGUGAUUUCUUUGAAAUCGAGGGAUCGCCGUACAACACGACAAAGUUCAAUGAGCGCGGUCAGCGACUCUUCUCUGUGCGUCGCAACGAGAAGCAUCUAAGCGCGCAAGAAUAUGUGGCCAUAAUUUACGAUACGCUGCGGAUGAACAAGAACGUUUGCUUGUGUCGGCACUUCCAUCGAUACGAUAAGCAUUUUAUUGCCAAGAGUAAUCACAUCAAGUACAUCGACGUCUGGCCGAUUAAUGUUUUUGAGCCGAAGAAUGAAGAUCCAUUCGAUACGGUCUCGUUGUUUAUGAUGCAGCUGGCGUGCAUAAUUAAUAUGCUCAAGAAUUGGAAGCGAUUGACCUUGAGGAUUUUCUUGUGCGAGUCUGGAAACUCGGGUGUUGUAAGUUCAUUCAAUUUGAGUGGUGCACAGAGUGUGGAGCAAUUCUCCCGGCAGAAACUGGAAAGAACUCUGAAGCAAUUGCGGAUCAAUGCAGAUAUCCAUGAGAUCGACGAAUGGAACAAGAAUUCAGAAUUCAUGCGACAAGCAGCAAUUCUAAAACAAUUCACGAUAAACGCCGAUCCAAACGUGGAGACCAUCACCGAGGAGAAUUUGAACAGAUCACGGCUUUAUAUGCAACGAGUCAACCAGAUCAUCCGGCAACGCUCCGAUCAAACCGCAGUCUCAUUCAUUUACCUCGCAGCACCACCGCGAAUUGAUUCGCCAACAUGGGAACGUGACAGCCUCCAAUAUCUGGAGCUUUUAACAGAACUCACCUCAGAUCUUCCACCAACAAUUUUAGUUCAUGGAAUAAAUACUGUAACCUCUACAACGCUGUAAUGAUAAUGCGAAACGAGGGGGUAGAUUUCUUUUUAUUAUUUAUUUAACACUGAACAGAGAGUCCGACGGAUUAUAAGUGAUACAAGGUCGACUACGUAAUACGAAAGAAUCUGCAUUGACAUCAAUAUCACUCUUAGGAAAAUAGGUUCAAUGAAUAAGUUUCGAUCGAAAGUGUUUUAUGUGUUGAUAAUUCGUUUUAAUUUUAGUUUAUUUAUUGUGUUUUGUGUUGUAGAGUGUUCUCUGAGUUACAAACUCAUCUUGAGGUUCCUUUUAAUACUGCUCAACGUUAUAUUUUGCUCCUUCCAUGGCUGCCUUCAUAUGUAAGUGAGAUUUAGUUCAUUCAUCAGCUUUCGAUUGAAACUUAUUUACAUCUCAAGCGUGCAUGUACUAUAAUUCCUAUCUAUCACCACCAAUUGCAAACACCACCACAUACUUUCUACCAUUCUAUAAAAAUGUGAUUUAAUACCAUGUGAGAAAAUGAACAAACUAGUAAAAUCGUGUAAUGUUUAGAUGCGUAACAUUUAAUGGAAGUUUAUUUAUAAACAAACAAAAAAAACUAUUAAACUAUUGUAUCGGAAAGGACACUACUAUUAAACCUGUAUGUUAUCAUUAGGCUAGGAAAAUCCCAAGUUGGAUAACAAAAAAAAAGUGAUAACUCAGCUUUUAUUUAUUUAAUUACUUUGGAACAAUAAUACUUUGAAUAUCAUGACCAUUUAAUUUUAUUGUUUUUAUCGGGGAUGAUUGGGCUGGUCGUUGCAUUCUAUGGGAUUGGGGCAAGACCGGAAGGCUUUAAUUUCACGAUUAAUUGAUUUUCUUAUCUAACUAAGUUGGGCGUAUAAGCUUACAGCGAACCAAGGGUUGACUGUUGAACUAUUUUAAAAUUUUAGACAAAUGAAAAAGAGACAUAUCUAAUAAAUUCAUACAAAACAAAAACAUCCUCGUGUUCAAAUGUUAUAUAUUUUUCCAAAACUAGAUGAAUUGUGAGUUGAAAAGCCAAAAAACCCUCUUCAUUUGAAAAUCAGAAUGCAUAGCUUUCGAAAAAAAAUGUUCAGUGACUUUCCCAGAUCGAAAUUAACCAUUUAAACACAAGCUUUAAAUAAUUAACCACGUUCCAGUUGAAGCAUCUGAAGUGAAAUCUCAUCUUCGUCAGGCCUAGAACAAUAGGAGUCAGACAUUGCAAGUGUUGCGAUGGCCACCCAUAGAACGUAUUCAGUUUUGUUAGUCUACACAUGGGAACGGUUCAUUAAGGAACAAUAUGUUGAAUAGAUAAUAAAAUCCUGUAAUAUUUUCUCAUUAUAAAACCAUUUUUUUACACAAAGUAUUAAAACUUUUAGUUCUCAAGUAAUUUCAAAAGCUUCUCAAGAAAAUUCUAAUAUAUUUUCUAAAAUGCUAAUUGAAAUAUAAAUUGAAUAUUAAUAUGAAAAUUGAAAUAGUAUUUUUAAGACAAAGGAAUAUAUAUAAUAUAUUUAA
Messenger RNA from Hermetia illucens (black soldier fly), 4317 nucleotides. Its product is annotated as solute carrier family 12 member 9. Lineage: Eukaryota; Metazoa; Arthropoda; Insecta; Diptera; Stratiomyidae. Gene Ontology annotation, biological process: chloride transmembrane transport; chloride ion homeostasis; potassium ion import across plasma membrane. The record is from RefSeq and is a predicted model, not a curated record. Gene Ontology annotation, molecular function: potassium:chloride symporter activity. The transcript is spliced from 10 exons. Gene Ontology annotation, cellular component: membrane. Bases 1 to 2847 code for a protein of 948 amino acids.